GUUCAUUGCCCUCCUCGAAGAAUUUGAGAGCACUAAUACAACUUCGGAGACCCGAUCUACGCGAGCCCUUUGACACUCUCGGCCAGCAAAACAUAAAACGAGGAUUAAUUCCCACCAAGCCAGAGACGCGGCAAUUCAAGGCGCAAUCAUAGAAACGAUGGCGUCGCAGGCAGCGUAUGCCGCCGAGCAGGCCGUUGGCCACCAGAAGGAGGAGAUCAAGCAGGAUGUGUCCAACUACGAGACAUUGGGAAACCCGAAUGAGAAGAUGAAGGCUCUCGUUUGGCAGGGCAAGCAAAAGGUCGAAGUUGUUGAAGUGGCCAAACCCCGUAUUAUCGAGGACGGCGACGCGAUCAUCAAGGUCACCGGUACCACGGUAUGCGGGAGCGACCUGCACUUGCUGCACGGUUCCGUCAUCCAGAUGAAGAAGGGGGACAUCCUUGGGCACGAGUUCUGCGGCAUCGUCGAGCAAGUAGGGCCGGGCGUCAAGAACGUCAAGGUCGGGAAGCGAUACGUCGCCGCUUUUCAGAUCACAUGCGGAGAGUGUUUCUACUGCAAACAAAAGCUCUCGUCUCAGUGUGAGAAGACCAACUCGAACACGACUGCGAAGGCCAUGUACGGCUCCCAGUCUGCCGGGUUCUUUGGCUACUCGCACUUCACUGGCGGAUUUGCCGGCGGUCAGGCCGAGUACGUGAGGGUGCCAAUCGCGGAUGCCAACCUCCUGGAGAUCCCGGAUGGCGUCCCCGACGAGAAGGCCCUCUACCUUUCCGACGUUCUUCCGACGGCGUACAACGCGGUCAAGGACACGGCGGUCUACCCCAACGACCAGGUGGCUAUCUUUGGCGCCGGGCCCAUCGGGCAGAUGGCAGGCAUCUUUGCCCUCGGCGAGGGCGCGAGCAAGGUCAUCUACAUCGACACGGAGCCGCGGCUGUCGGCCAUCUCGGAGCGCUGGCCGGCCGAGCACAGAGACAAGCUCGAGGUGCUCGACUACAAGAAGCUCAGCUUCGGCCUGAUCAACAAGGAGACGGUCGUCAGCAGGCUCAAGGACCUGUGUGAUGGGCGUGGGCCGGAUGUGGCCAUCGAAUGCGCCGCGGGCGAGUAUGCAAAGGGGUGGAUGCACUGGCUCGAGAUGUCGCUCGGCGCCGAGACGGACACGAGCGAGAUCCUCAACGAGAUGAUCGAGUCGGUGAGGAAUUACGGCCGCGCCGGCGUCACUGGCGUCUAUGUGGGAUAUACCAAUCACUUCAACAUCGGCUCCCUGAUGCAGCGUGGCAUCCGCCUGAUCGGCAACGGGCAAGCGCCCGUCAUGAAGUACUGGGAGGGAUUGCUCGCCAAGAUUCAACGGGGCGAGCUCGACCCGACGCAGAUGGUCUCACACCGGUUCCGGCUCGAUGACAUUGACAAAGUCUACUACAAGUUCGACGCAAAGGAGGACAACAUCCAGAAGGUCUUUGUCGAGACCGAGUUCUCCUUCCCUCGGGCCGAGGGUACCCCUGAGCUUACCAUUUUGUGAUAAGGGGGAAGAUUGAGGGGCGGCCGAUGUGCAGAGUUGUCUCAUCCCAUGGCCAUUCACGAUAUCGGGGUAGAAUCGAUAAUUAGUAUUGUUUACGAACCGUGCUCGUUUGAUACCAGCGAUUCCGGUGGAUGGUUUUGUGGUCAUGCAAUUACGGAUUCGUCUGGACGUGUCUCACUUCAUGUGUCGAUGAUAAAUGACUCGACCAUGUUACAGGUCGA
This is a messenger RNA of Thermothelomyces thermophilus ATCC 42464, 1731 nucleotides long. RefSeq lists its product as uncharacterized. Bases 158 to 1510 code for a protein of 450 amino acids. Gene Ontology annotation, molecular function: zinc ion binding; oxidoreductase activity. NCBI's taxonomy places the organism in Eukaryota, Fungi, Ascomycota, Sordariomycetes, Sordariales, Chaetomiaceae. The transcript is spliced from 5 exons. The record is from RefSeq and is a predicted model, not a curated record.